Molecule: messenger RNA, 1479 nt
Organism: Pipistrellus nathusii (Nathusius's pipistrelle)
Lineage: Eukaryota; Metazoa; Chordata; Mammalia; Chiroptera; Vespertilionidae
Source: the annotation of a GenBank genome assembly
AUGGCAGCCGCGCCGCCGGCCAGCCUCGCCCACCGCACCACCGGCUCCACCUGCCUGCACCCGCUCAGCCGGCGCCUGGGCAUCCCGCUGGACCAGGUGAAUUUUGUAGCAUGCCAGCUCGUUGCUUUGUUUGCUGCUUUCUGGUUUCGCAUCUACUUAAGUCCCAGUAAAACCAGUCCCGUGGCCCGGCACACAUUUGCCACCAUUUUUGGCAUCUACUUUGUCAUCUUUUGUUUUGGCUGGUACUCUGCACAUCUGUUUGUGCUGGUGUUAAUGUGCUAUGGAAUCUUGGUCACUGCAAGUGUAUCCAAUAUUCACAGAUACUCCUUUUUUGUAGCGAUGGGAUACCUAACAAUAUGCCACAUCAGCAGAAUAUACAUCUUCCACUAUGGAAUCCUCACUACGGAUUUUUCUGGGCCUCUGAUGAUUGUCACUCAGAAGAUCACAACCUUGGCAUUCCAAGUUCAUGAUGGACUAGGUCGAAGAGCUGAAGACCUGUCUGCUGAGCAACACCGACUUGCUGUAAAAGUCAAACCCUCUUUUUUGGAAUACUUAAGCUAUCUUCUAAACUUCAUGAGUGUCAUAGCUGGACCGUGUAACAACUUCAAGGACUAUAUAGCUUUCAUCGAGGGGAGGCAUAUACACAUGAAGCUGCUGGAGGUGAACUGGAAGGAAAAGGGUUUCCACAGCCUGCCGGAACCUUCUCCCACUGGAGCGGUGAUCCACAAGCUGUGUGUGACCGGAGUGUCUCUCCUGUUGUUCCUGACGCUCACGAAGACCUUCCCGGUCGCCUGCCUGGCUGAUGACUGGUUUGUCCAUAAGGCAAACUUUCUGACACGGCUGGGCUACUUAUAUGUUGUCAUGCAAGCCUCGAAGCCCAAGUACUACGUGGCCUGGACGUUAGCUGAUGCCGUGAAUAACGCAGCUGGCUUUGGGUUCAGCGGAGUGGAUCAGAAUGGAAAUUUCUGUUGGGAUCUGCUUUCUAACCUAAACAUCUGGAAAAUUGAGACUGCUACAAGUUUCAAAAUGUACCUAGGAAACUGGAAUAUUCAGACAGCUACUUGGCUAAAGCGAGUGUGCUACGAGCGUGUGCCCUGGUACCCCACAGUGUUCACCUUCAUCCUGUCUGCCCUGUGGCAUGGUGUCUACCCUGGGUACUAUUUCACCUUCUUAACUGGAAUCCUCGUCACUGUAGCAGCCAGGACGGUGAGGAACAACUGUAGACAUUACUUCCUUUCUUCAAAAGCCCUCAAGGUUGCUUAUGACGUGGCCACCUGGGCUGCCACUCAGCUGGCCGUCUCCUACACAGUGGCACCCUUUGUCAUUCUGGCAGUUGAACCCACCAUCAAUUUAUACAAGUCCAUGUACUUCUAUUUACACAUAGUAAGUCUCCUGAUAAUAUUGUUCCUGCCAAUCAGACCACAGGCUCACACUCAAAGGCAGCCGCGGAACUCUGUUAACAGGAAAAAAACAGACUGA